This is a messenger RNA of Volvox carteri f. nagariensis, 2202 nucleotides long. RefSeq lists its product as uncharacterized. Lineage: Eukaryota; Viridiplantae; Chlorophyta; Chlorophyceae; Chlamydomonadales; Volvocaceae. The record is from RefSeq and is a predicted model, not a curated record. Bases 1 to 2202 code for a protein of 733 amino acids. The transcript has 6 exons.
AUGUGUGUAGCUCGGAGCUUUUGUGGAAUCUGCCGUGUCGACAUGGGAGAGAUGAUAGCAUGGCUGCAUGAUGAGCGGGCCGCGUGUUCCAGUCACACGUCGUCAAGGCGUCAUGUAAUUAUCAUCAACAUCAUCAACAUCAUCAACAUCAUCAACAUCAUCAACAUCAUCAACAUCAUCAACAUCAUCAACAUCAUCAACAUCAUCAACAUCAUCAACAUCAUCAACAUCAUCAACAUCAUCAACAUCAUCAACAUCAUCAACAUCAUCAACAUCAUCAACAUCAUCAUCACAGUCAUAGAACCACAUCAAUCGCGAUUGCGCCCAAGUGCGAUUCAGGUAGCAAGUAGCAGCGAGGUCGCACCUGACGUGCACGCACUUCAGCAGGCGCAGCCCGCCGCAAACAUCCUGCCCUUGCAAAUACCGGCUAUCGCUAUCGCACCAUCCCAGCAACAGCAACUUCAGCUUCAGCUCCCUGCAUCUUCUUCCGGGAAACCGCCCGCGACCGCGACCGCGACCUCACAGCUAGCGAAAGACAGAGGAAAUGGGACCGGCAGCGGGGUCACCAGCGCCGGUAGUUUGGGACCAGACCAGCAACAGAUGCUGGAUUUGCAAAAAAAGCUGGACGCUUUGGUGGCAGAGCAUGCAAUUGUGGAGGCUGAAAAUGAGCGUCUUAAGACUCGGCUGCGGGUUCUAGAGGCCGUACUGCCUGUACGGCAGCAGCAGGCGCUCUGGGCCCAGUCCAAGACCGCAGCGGAGCGCGCUGCGGAGCGCUGCGCACCUCCCGACCCGGUACUCGCCAAUUUGCUGGAUAUGGCCCUGGCGCCGUCAGCGCCCAGUAGUUGUGCCACCUCGUCGCCAGCGCGCCAGGAAGGCACUCCAGCGGCCGCCGCAGCCGCCGCUGGCACUCCCGCUACCGGUUGCGCCGCGUGGUGCGGCCUUAGCGGCGGCGGCGCUGCCGCCGCCGACGGCAUUGCCACUGCCGCCAUCGCUGACAACAGCCUGGCGAUGACGGCGGCGGCGAUGGCGGCGGCGGCGGCGAGCAGUCCCGCAUUGGCUCUUGUUCCCGCCGAGCCGGCCCCGUGUGCAAGCUCCUCCUGCGGCGCCGCCAGCACCAGCACCGCCACCACAUCUGGAAACACAAACGCCGUCAACCCCCCGGCGCUCCGAAACCACCACCAUAACAACAACAACAGCAACCAGCACAACGGCAACCACUUCAGCGGUCAACAAUUCGCACGGAGCGGCUCGCUCAACAAUCACAACACUGACGACGCCGUUAUAGCUGGAAGACGCUGCUGCGCACACCACAACAGCAACCGUACCAACCACCACAUCAACCACCAAACCCACCACAGCAGCAGCCAUAUCCACCACCAUGGCGGCGGCGGCGGCGGCGGCGGCGGCGACUGCCUCACCCGCGGCCGUUUCCGUGGCAGCGGCGGCGGCGGCGACGGCGGCUGCUCCAGGGAACGUGCCGCCGAAUCCCCGUGUGACAGCCAGCCGCGGUGGCUGGACGCUUGGCGGACCUGGGUUCGCGAGGCGGCGUUACUGCUGCAGGCGUACGACGCUCGUCCCAACGACCACUACCUAACUCGUCUCGAGGAAGCUUUUACGAAGCUGAAAUCGGAGGUGGUGUACCUGGGGUUGCGGCAUCCGGAGCUCAUCUGCAAUAUGCGUUGUGUGAAUUUGGAGACGGGAGCGGAGCAGGAGUUUCCACAGGACAGUUUUUGGGCGCUGGUGGUGGGGGGGAUGAAGCUAGACCCGCAGCAGGUCGCCGAAUGCAAAUCCGCUCUGGCGCUAUACCGCGAGCGGAUGGCGGUCGUCCUGGCGGAGCGACGGAAGUUGGCGUCCCAGAUGUCGACUUGUUUGACGGCGCUUCAGUUGGAAGAGGCGGACGGCCGGGCGGCACCGGGCAGCCGUCGGCGCGAGGAGUUGAGUUUGGAAGCUGAGGAGGCGGCGUCUGCUUUGGAGGCGAAUGUGGCGGUGGAGGGCCAUACGACGUCCCUCGCGCGGGACCUGCUGGGAAGCAAGCUCUUCUCCAGAAUGCAGUGCGCCCGGGCCAGCGUCCUGUCGUACCCGUACUUUCCGGACGCUCUAGCCAUCAUCACCGCCGCCGUCGGCGAUCAUGACACGACAGGGACGGCGGCGGCGCCGCCGCCGCCGCAGUCCACGUCACCACCAUCGCUGCAGCAGCAAUAG